Molecule: messenger RNA, 3273 nt
Organism: Penicillium olsonii
Lineage: Eukaryota; Fungi; Ascomycota; Eurotiomycetes; Eurotiales; Aspergillaceae
Source: the annotation of a GenBank genome assembly
AUGGAUCAACAGCGAUUCUUGCAGCAGCUGCAGAUCAUUCUGGAUCCCUCUCUGGGAAACCUGAAGGAGGCGACCGGAGUUCUGCAGAAGGAGUUCUACAACAAGCCCGAGGCUCUUGUUUUCCUGGUUCAGAUUUGCACCACCCACGAUGAUUCAAACCUGCGUCAGCUCGCUUCCGUGGAGUCUCGCACCCUUGUCUCCAAGCUCUGGUUGAAGGUUGCCGCCGACCAGAAGCCCCAGAUUCGGGAACAGCUGCUUCGCUCUACUAUGAGCGAGAGCUCUAUCAUGGUUCAGCACUCCAUCGCUCAGAUCAUCUCCGCUAUUGCGAAGAUUGAUCUUGUCGAUGGCGAGUGGGCUGAUCUGCCCAACAUUCUCCUGCAGGCUGGCAACAGCGGUAACGCCGCCGAGCGUGCGGUCGCUAUCUACAUUCUCUGCACUAUCUUGGACACUAUUGGUGAAGGCUUUGAGGAGAAGUUCGGUGAGCUUUUCGCUCUCUUCAACAAGACUAUCCGCGAUCCCGAAAGUGCCGAAGUCCGCAUCAACACUCUCAUGUCAUUGGGCAAGCUCGCUAGCCAUCUUGACUCUGAGGAAGAUGAGGCCCCCGUCAAGGCUUUCCAGGAACUCGUUCCCUCUGCCGUUGCCAUCCUCAAGGAUUCCAUCGAGAAGAACGAAGAGGACCACAUCCUCCAGUGCUUCGAGGUCUUCCAGAACCUCCUCGGUUUCGACCCUGCUCUGCUUACCGUCCACCUCAAGGACUUGGUGAUUCUUAUGAACCAGAUCGCCGCCAACACUGAUGUCGAUGAGGAUGUUCGCACACAAGCUAUCAGCUUCUUGAUGCAGACUGUCCAAUACCGUAAGCUCAAGGUCCAGGGUAUGCGCAUCGGUGAGGACCUCACCCGCACUGCUCUUCAGAUCGUCACUGAGCUCGGCGAUGUUGCCAUCGGUGAUGAUGAUAUCACCCCUGCCCGCUCUGCUCUUGGUCUCCUUGACAUCCUCUCCCAGAGCUUGCCCCCCAGCCAGGUUGUUGUUCCUCUGCUCCACUCUCUGGGCCAGUACUUCAACAGCGCGAACCCUGACUACCGUCGCGCCGGUAUCAUGGCUCUCGGCAUGUGUGUUGAGGGUGCUCCUGACUUCAUCAGCACUCAGAUGAAGGAUAUCUUCCCCAUGGUUCUCCAGCUUCUUGCGGAUCAGGAUCCCAAGGUCCGCCAGGCUUCCUUGCACUCCGUUGCUCGUCUCGCUGAGGACCUCGUUGAGGAUCUUGCCGCUGAGCACGCUCGUCUGAUGCCCCUUUUGUUCCAGAACUUGGCCAGUGCCAUGCAAGAGUACAAGGGUGAGGAGGAAGGCCCCAUCCUUGAUAUUAUCAAGGCCGGCAUCAGCGCUAUCGAUGCUGUUGUUGAUGGUCUCGAUGAGAAGGAUGUUGCUCCUUACCAGGCUGAGCUCGUGCCUAUCCUGCACAACCUCUUCAAGCACCCCGACUUCAAGAUCAAGGCUCUUGCUGCCGGUGCCCUUGGCUCCCUCGCCUCAUCUGCCGGUGACUCUUUCCUGUCCUUCUUCGACGACUCUAUGCACCUUCUCCAGGAGUACGCUGCCGUCAAGGACACCGAGGAUGAGCUCGACCUCCGCGCUAGCGUCACUGACUCCAUGGGUGAGAUGGCUGCUGCCGCUGGUCCCGAGCGUUACCAGCAGUACGUUGAGCCUCUCAUGCGCGCUACCGAGGAGGCGCUCCACCUUGGCCACUCUCGUCUCAAGGAGAGCACCUACAUCUUCUGGGGUGCCAUGGCUAAGGUUUACGGCGAGCACUUCACUCCCUUCCUUGACGGUGUCGUUAAGGGUCUCUUUGACUGCAUUGAGCAGGACGAGACCGACCUCGACGUCGAUCUUGGCAGCGCUGCUAAGGAUCUUGUCGGCCAAGAAGUCACCUUCAACGGUCGCAAGGUCAAGGUCGCGAGCGCCGAAGAUGAGGAUGAUGACAACAUCGAAGAUGUUGACCUGGAGGAUGAGGAUGAUUGGGAUGACAUCACCGCCACUACUCCUCUCUCCCUCGAGAAGGAGAUCGCUGUUGAGGUCAUCGGUGACCUUGUCACCCACACCCGCAGCUCUUUCCUGCCCUACUUCGAGAAGACCAUUGAGCACGUGAUGCCCCUCUGUGAGCACCCUUACGAAGGUGUUCGCAAGAGCACUAUCAGCACUUUGCACCGCUCUUACGCCAUGCUCUUCACUAUUGCUGAGGAGACUGGCCAGAUGGCCAAGUGGCAGCCUGGCCUUCCCCUCCAGGUCCAGCCUGCUAAGGAGGUCCAGAAGUUCGGUGAGAUCCUUAUGACCGCUACUGUCAAGAUGUGGACCGAGGAAGACGACCGUUCUACCGUCGCGGAUAUCAACCGCAACAUGGCCGAGAACCUGCGCUUCUGCGGUCCCGCCCUGAUCUCCAACGAGACCAUGCUUCACAACGUCAUCACGAUGGUCACCGACAUCAUCACCAAGCAGCACAUCUGCCAGGUGGAGUUCGGCCCUGAGGAUGAGGCCCUUGAGGCCGGUGAAGAGACUUCCGAGUUCGACUGGGUUGUCGUUGACACCGCCUUGGACGUUGUUUCCGGCAUGGCUGCUGCCCUUGGCCAGAGCUUCGCUGAGCUCUGGAAGGUUUUUGAGAAGACUAUCCUCCGCUACGCCGGUAGCACCGAGUCUCUGGAGCGUGCCACUGCCGUUGGUGUCCUUGCCGAGUGCAUCAACGGUAUGGGUGCUUCCGUGACUCCCUUCACCGGAGUCUUCCUGAAGCUUCUUCUUCACCGUCUUGCGGAUGAGGACCCCCAGACCAAGUCCAACGCUGCCUACGCCGUUGGUCGCUUGAUCCAACACUCGAACGCCGAGGCUGAGAUCUCCAAGGAGAUCCCCACUAUCCUCAGCCGUCUCGAGUCUUCCCUCCAGAUGAACGUCUCCCGUCUCCAGGACAACGCCACUGGCUGCGUCAGCCGCAUGAUCUUGCGCUACCGCGACAGUGUCCCCGUCAAGGACGUUCUUCCCGCCCUUGUCAACAUUCUUCCCCUGAAGAACGACUUCGAGGAGAAUGAGCCCCUGUACCGCAUGAUCUGCCAGAUGUACAAGUGGGAGGAUGCUACCAUCCGCGAGCUCACUCCUUCCCUCCUUCCUGUCUUCCAAGCCGUCCUGACCGGUGACGAGGACCAGUUGGAGGACGAGCGCCGGGCGGAGCUCAUUGAGCUCGUCAAGUGGCUCAACCAGAUGCAAGCUGGUGCCGCCCCCUGGGUGGAGCAGCUGUAA